AUGCCGCUUUGUGUGAAAAAGUGUAAAACUGGUCUCCUGAAAGUAGAAAAGGAUGUUGCCAGAAAAAAACUGAAAAAGUAUUUUAAAAUGUGUGGUGACUAUCAAGAUAAUAGAGUAUACAAAUGGAAAAAUAAGGAGGAGCAGAAAACCACCAAGACAGAUCUAACAGAGAAGGAUAUGGGUUUACCUGUACAGGGAUAUAGCGUAGGAAAUCAAAGGUAUAUGCAGACUAAGGUGAAGGAAAAUGGAGAACAUUAUAGCAAUCACUGGGAGAGAAUGGGAGGUUUUAAUUAUGACCAAAGGAGGAAUUAUGGAACGCAGAGAUUUAAGCCCUGGUUUGGGAACCACCAGAACCAAGAGCGAUAUGGACAUCUUAUAGGAUGUACAGGAAGUCUUGCAAAACAACAUGUAUCUACAUAUAAGGAGUCAACAGUCACCAUUAUGGACCUGCCAAAAGUUGUGCAAGCAGUUAAGAAGCAUUUCGUAACAGACAAGGAACAACAGAUACAUUUCCUGGAAGGAGACUUCUUUAAUGAUGCUAUUCCUGAGGCAGACCUGUUUAUUUUGGCCAGGAUUAUUCAUGACUGGACAGAAGAAAAAUGCAUUAAACUACUGACGAAGGUUUAUCAGUCUUGUAGACCCGGUGGUGGAGUGCUGAUAGUUGAACUCCUUCUGAAUGAAGAUAAAAGUGGCCCGGUGAUUUCCCAGGUGUUUUCAUUGCAAAUGCUAGUCCAGGCAGAAGGCAAAGAACGAACACCAUCUGAAUAUACCAAGCUCCUUACAGACUCUGGCUUCAGGGACAUUAAAGUCAAAGCAACUGGAAAGAUGUAUGAUGCAAUACUGGGAAGAAAGUAGAUCCAAGUGUCAUUGUCUUACGAAACUGACUAUAGUUUAUUACAAAUGAGUUGUUUGUUGUGUUAAUGCUGCAUGACUAUCAGAAGUAAUGCUAUUUUAUUCUUCCAUGUUAUGCUUUUUUAGACUGAAAAUGUCUUAAAAUUAACUGAUGUGUUUUAAGCUGGAUUUCUUUACAUCUAAAAAAUAAAAUCCAUUAAAUGUCA
Molecule: messenger RNA, 1058 nt
Organism: Bufo gargarizans (Asiatic toad)
Lineage: Eukaryota; Metazoa; Chordata; Amphibia; Anura; Bufonidae
Product: acetylserotonin O-methyltransferase-like
Exons: 4
Coding region: 1-855 (284 amino acids)
Biological process (GO): melatonin biosynthetic process; methylation
Molecular function (GO): acetylserotonin O-methyltransferase activity
Source: RefSeq, a predicted model, not a curated record